This is a messenger RNA of Dictyostelium purpureum, 1728 nucleotides long. RefSeq lists its product as uncharacterized. Lineage: Eukaryota; Evosea; Eumycetozoa; Dictyosteliales; Dictyosteliaceae. The transcript is spliced from 3 exons. The record is from RefSeq and is a predicted model, not a curated record. Gene Ontology annotation, biological process: signal transduction. Bases 1 to 1728 code for a protein of 575 amino acids.
AUGAAUUAUCAAAAUCUUGCAAUUUGCUUUGCACCUUCAUUAAUUCAAUCAUUCGAUACUUCAUGUAUCGAUGUUAUCGAAAGACUAAUCGACCAAUAUGAGGCAAUAUUCUCAGUAGUUGUAGUUGUAGAUAAUAACAGUAAUGGUGGCAGCAUAGAUUUAUCAUCCUCUCCAACAAUAUUAACCGAAUCAUUAGUGGAUUCAAAUAAAAGUGGUGAUGAUAAUAGUAAUAACUAUCAAGUUGUAUUGGACUCUUCUCAAGUGUUGGAUCAGCUAUAUAGUAGUAAUAGUGGCCAUUUAAGAGCAAGCAACGGUAUAAAGAAAUCGCCAUUACUAGGUUCAAGUAAUCUUAGAAAGAGUGUUAUACCACCACCAAAUAUGGAUAUUCAAGAUAAUGAUGAGGAGGUCGAAGAAGAUGCCGAAGUAGUAUCAAGACCAAGAAAGAAUACUAAAGCAUUGUAUUUAUCAAGAGUAGGACCACCAAAAAAUCAACUUGGAUCAACUCCAACUAAAAGAUUGCACAGUGUUAACUCAAUCGAUUAUAAUAAACCGGCUGAACCAUUCGAUAGAUCUGCAAUUAAUAUUAAUAAAGGAUCACUAAAUAAACAAAUGACAAUUAUAAACCCAUCGCCAUCAACACCAGAAAGUGACUGUACUUCAAUAGGCAGUGAUGAAGAUGAAGAAUUAAAGAUUAUUAAACCACUCAGUAGAUCCCCAAGUGUUAACAAUUUAGUAGAGGAGGUAAACAAGUUAAAUAUGGACAUCGAGUCAACCAAUGUCAAUUGUGGUGGUACAGUAGAUAACAGCACCUAUUAUAGAGGAGAUGAUUCAACUACCACAGCACAGGGCACCCCAGUUCUUGCUACUCAUUAUUCAAAUAUUGAAAAACCAGUAUAUAACUAUAAUAGAUUUCUACAACCUGCAAAUAGAUCUUUAUCAAAUCCAAAUAUUAAAAACUUUUCAGUUCCAGCAAGUUCUAUAGCAAUUAGCAAUCAUUCAAAAUAUAAUAAAAGAAGUUUAUUUUCGCCAGUUAGAAAGCAAUCGAUUGUUUCAUCAAAAAAAAAUACAUUUUCUGGUACACCAUCACCAGCAUUUAAUAGUAGUAACGACGGCAUCAGUGAUAGUGGCACCAAUACUCCAUCACUUUCGACUCAAUCAUCAAAAACUGAUUUAACAUCUUCAGUUAGCAGUAUAAGUAGCAACAUCAGUACAAGCAGCAACAGUAGUACAAGUAGUAGUAUUAGCACAAGUAGUAAUGUAGGCAAAAGUACCACAGGUAAUAGCAUUAGUACAAGCAGUAAUAUUGGAAAAAAUGCUACUACCACUACCACUACCACCGUUAGUCAUAAUAAAACGCCAUCUACAUCAUCAGCAUCCUCAAUUUCUUCAGGUGCAGCAACUACAAUAAGUCCAAUUAAAAAAGUUUCACAUCAACACACAAACUCUUUAUCAUCAAUACCACCAUCAAUAGUCGGUGGCAGUGGAAGUGCAGCAUCAUCUUCAACAAACAGUAACAGCAGUUCACCAAACCUUACAUCAUCAACACCCUCACCAGUUAGACCAUCUUUGAACCACACAGUUUCAGCAUCAACAUUAAUAUCCAAAUUUAAUCAGUUUGAAAAUAACAAUAAUCAAUCACCCUCAACUGCGAAUUGGAAAAGUGGAGUCCAAAAAAAUAAACAAGCCCCUGUAAAAAAAUCGGUUUCUAUAUUUGAAAAGAAAUCAUAA